Pseudocercospora fijiensis CIRAD86 is the source of this 643-nucleotide messenger RNA. RefSeq lists its product as uncharacterized. The record is from RefSeq and is a predicted model, not a curated record. Gene Ontology annotation, biological process: protein secretion. The transcript has 2 exons. Bases 8 to 211 code for a protein of 67 amino acids. Lineage: Eukaryota; Fungi; Ascomycota; Dothideomycetes; Mycosphaerellales; Mycosphaerellaceae.
GUGAACAAUGUCGACUCCAUACCUCAUCUCGAGAGCCAUAGACCCGAUCUUUGCUGUGACGGUGGGCAUCACUGCGGCAGCUGUCCGAAUCAAUCGCGAGGAGAAAGAGAAGGGCAGGAGUACGGAGGAGACGAUCGAUGCGUUGAAGCGGAGGACAGCUAUGGUGUUUGGUGGCGAUAAGAGUGCGAAGGAGACGGAGAAGAUUGCAUGAGGAUAUUGAAACUGGUGCAAUGAGGUGCGCCAGCCAGAAAGGCCUGCAUCCGGAGAACGACAUCUAUCCAGCGCUCAGCCUUGAGUGUUAGGCGAGCGGCUUUGCGCCGGAUUCGACUUCCUGUGCUUUAAUUUGCGAGAAUCAACCAGUGCUGGGGAGGGCGGGAAAGCUCAAUCGCUCUCCAAGAGUGUAUUCGCAAUGGCUUCCGAAAAUCUUCACGACAUGCCUGGAACAAACAUGGCCACGCCUGAUAGUUCUUGAUUUCAAAAGCUCAUGCCUAGUAGCUUCUCUGAGGAAGACAGAAUCGCGAGGGCGUGCUAAGCAAAAAGAAAUGGAAGGAAUGAUGUUUGCCAUGGUUCAUCAGCAUUCACAGAAUAUGGGAUUUCAUACAUGACAUAUAGAGGCAAAUUUGACACCCAGAAACUCUUCCAG